This is a messenger RNA of Myxocyprinus asiaticus (Chinese sucker), 8205 nucleotides long. It is a transcript of the gene wnk1a, whose product is annotated as WNK lysine deficient protein kinase 1a. NCBI's taxonomy places the organism in Eukaryota, Metazoa, Chordata, Actinopteri, Cypriniformes, Catostomidae. The record is from RefSeq and is a predicted model, not a curated record. The transcript has 24 exons. Bases 1107 to 6074 code for a protein of 1655 amino acids. Gene Ontology annotation, biological process: protein phosphorylation; monoatomic ion homeostasis; intracellular signal transduction. Gene Ontology annotation, cellular component: cytosol; cytoplasm. Gene Ontology annotation, molecular function: protein serine/threonine kinase activity; chloride channel inhibitor activity; ATP binding.
CAGGGGGGAGUGGACAGACGGAGCUCAGUUUAUUGUUGAACAAGAAAACCGGUUUGUUCGUGUAGUUUUGAUUUAUGCGAUGGCGAAAAUGUAGAUAAUCAAUAUGCAGCUUGCGCACCCUUGAACCCUGCGUGUAAAUCGUCUACAUUUCUGCGGAAUCAUUCGCUGUCAACAAUAGAGCCACGGAUGCGCUCGCGUGCUGCACCCAAAGCCAAGUUUCGUGUCGGUAUAUAUGAAUAUAGUCUCAAUGCUUUUUAUCGUUAUUUUGCAUCCUAUAGAUGUGAAUAUAUUGACGUCAACUUUAACUGCAUCUUUUGCAUUAGCAACGUCCUGCCGGGGAUGAAUGAACAAGGAAGAUGAAUCGAGGUCAGUUCAAAGGGAAUAACAAAGAGAACCUGAUCUGCAGUCUCGCGAGCAACCAUUAGCGGAAGCGGCACGUUGGUGUGUUUGACAUUUGAACUUCGCAGUAUCGCUCGAGACGGUUUGAAGUGGAGCCACUGGAAACCAGCCUUUACAUAUUUGGCGAAUUUAGUCGAAUAUUUACUGGCUAAAAAUACAGUUAUUUCAGUAAAAAUUCAGUUAAGUGAGAGGCUUUGAGUUUACUAGUCGUGUCGUGCCUCUUAAACGUUAUUUCAAAAACUCAGCUCGCGCGUUCGGGUAAUUACCGGUUAAACCUGGAGCUGGCCACGGAUAACUGAGAAUGACGACGACUCAACGUUACGCGAGUGUGAAGCAAGGUUAAGCCUUGUGCCCGGUACGACCCAGCAAGGCCACCCCCUAUGUGGAUUGAAUGCACCCCUCAGUUCCCUACAGGAUGGAUGAGCUGGAUGUGAGGGCUCCUGUUUAUUAUCGUCAUCAACAUAUUUUGAUCUGUGCAUGGAUACUGCGUUACUUUUAUCACAGAGCACUCCCUGUGCUUCACUCCAACACUUUAGUUUGCAAAAGUAUUGACUUUAUCUGAACUGCUGUUUUGAGAGGAGGGAGUCUUAGUAAAUCUCUUCUGGGACUAAAGCAAUCUCGUCUCAAUAUUGUAUAUUAAUACUGCCUUUGGUUGCAUGGAUAGGAUAUAAGGUUUGACCCAACUGCUCACUCCACUGGGUGAAGAAAUGUCUGAAAAUCUCGACAAGAUGGUCAAGUUCCUUUCCCCCCCUUCGAAGAAUGUCAAUGGAUCCAGCUCAGACUCGCUGGUGGGCGAGCGUCUAGGUGUCGAGGUCCGGCGUCGUCACCACACCAUGGAGCGAGAACUGUUGAAGGCAGAGCACCGGUUCUUCCGUCGUAGUGUCAUCAAUGACUCUAAUGCCACGGCUUUGGAGCUGCCCAGCAAGAAUUGUAUUCUAGCCACCUCAACAGACUGCCCUGCUCCUGUUUGUGAAUAUCCUGCCCUAGAAACCAAAGCUGCAUCGUCAACCGCACUCCCUGAUGCAUCGGUAAAGAAGAACAUUGAUGGAGCAAAAGAUGGUGCCAGUGUAGAGAUAGCCAUAGAGCCAAAGCCAGUGGUGAUUGGUAGCGAUGGAGAAGCCAGGCAACUUCUUUCCACAGAACAACCAUGUUUGGCUGCAGAGCUGAAGUCUGGAGAUAAUAUUGACAAGAAACGAGAGGGUGAGAAAGUAGAAGAUGAAGAUAAAGAGAAGGCACGAGCAGAGGCAGAGUUGCGGGAAGCAGAGAAGAAAGAGCAAGAGGACAUUGAGGAAGUUGAGACGCAGGCAGUCGGGACGUCACCGGAUGGACGCUUUUUAAAGUUUGACAUUGAAAUUGGACGUGGCUCUUUUAAGACAGUCUACAAGGGUCUGGACACAGAAACCACUGUGGAGGUAGCAUGGUGUGAGUUGCAGGAUCGCAAGUUGUCGAAGUCAGAACGCCAGCGUUUUAAAGAGGAAGCCGGAAUGCUGAAGGGUCUUCAACAUCCCAACAUAGUCCGCUUCUAUGACUCCUGGGAGUCUUCAAUGAAAGGGAGGAAGUGUAUUGUCCUGGUGACUGAACUCAUGACAUCUGGGACUCUCAAGACGUAUCUGAAAAGGUUUAAGGAGAUGAAGAUCAAAGUGCUGCGCAGUUGGUGCCGGCAAAUCCUGAAGGGUUUGCACUUCCUCCAUACCAGGUCGCCUCCCAUCAUCCACCGGGACCUCAAGUGUGACAACAUUUUUAUCACUGGCCCUACCGGAUCAGUCAAGAUUGGAGACUUGGGCCUGGCUACGCUAAAGAGGGCCUCCUUUGCCAAGAGUGUCAUAGGUACCCCAGAGUUCAUGGCGCCUGAGAUGUAUGAGGAGAAGUAUGACGAGUCGGUCGAUGUGUAUGCCUUUGGGAUGUGUAUGCUGGAGAUGGCUACUUCUGAGUACCCUUACUCCGAGUGUCAGAAUGCAGCUCAGAUCUAUCGCAGAGUUACCAGUGGGGUGAAGCCUGGCAGUUUCGACAAGGUGGCUAUUCCUGAAGUGAAGGAGAUCAUUGAGGGCUGUAUACGUCAGAAUAAAGAUGAGAGGUAUUGCAUCAAAGACCUCCUGAGCCAUGCCUUUUUCCAGGAGGAGACUGGGGUUCGUGUAGAAUUGGCAGAGGAGGAUGAUGGAGAGCUGGUGGCCAUAAAGCUGUUGCUGCGCAUUGAAGAUGUAAAGAAGCUUAAAGGAAAAUACAAGGAAAAUGAAGCCAUUGAGUUUUCCUUUGACUUGAGCAAAGAUAUCCCAGAUGAUGUUGCCCAAGAAAUGGUUGAUUCAGGCUAUGUUUGCGAGGGUGAUCAUAAAACCAUCGCAAAGGCCAUAAAGGACAGAGUGUCCCUGAUUUGCCGUAAAAGAGAGCAGAGAAAACUGGUAAGAGAGGAACAGGAAAAGAGAAAGAUGGAGCAGGAGAGGGGACUCCAGGCUCAGAGUGAAACCCCACUGCCUGGACCGCUUGCUCACGCAACUGCCGUGCCCCCUGGUCCCACUCUGGCUCCAGUCAUCAUGGAGUCUGAGGAAUCGGAGGCUGAUCAGCACCAGCAGCUGCAACAGCCUGGAGCCUCUGUUUCCACUGGGGGUUUUGUGGACCCUCAAGGUUCAGGGAUUGUCCCUGAGUCUCAGCCUGUUCAGGCAGGCGUGUCUUUCAGCUCUGUACAACCUGAGCCGCAUCCACAGCUGCCUCCACAGCACACCUUGACCCAUCCACAAAGCAUGCCCCAAGCACAGGUCCCUCUGCAGGCCAGCAGUACUUUGACAGUGGGCCCCAUCCCCCAGACCGGAGCUGUGGCCCCAUCACAGGUGAUGGGCCAGCCAUCCUCUCUGCCCCCUGCUGUUCAGCCUACCGUCCCCCUGCAGUACCAUCAGCCACCUCAGGAUGACAGCAUUCCCACUCAGACCAUCAUUCCACCUCAAACACUGCAAGGGCCACAUGUCUUGCAGGCACCUCUGAGCAUAUCUCAACUGCAGCCCCCAGAGCAGACACAACCUCUGGUUCCAACCUCCACAGAGAGUGGUCACUCAGAUGCUGUGUCUGGUCUGAGUGAUGGGAACGAGGGCAGGCACGAGGGGCGUUCCAUGAAACGACCCCAACAGCGUUCUGUGCGCAGCUGUUCACGCCACGAAAAGAUGGUCAAGGCCAAGCUCAUGGUACUCAAUAUUUCUAAUAUUGGUGACAGAGUGGCUGAAUGUCAGCUGGAAACCCACAACAGGAAGAUGGUCACAUUCAAGUUUGAUUUGGAUGGAGAUAAUCCAAUAGAAAUAGCUGAAAUAAUGGUCAAAAGUGAUUUCAUCCUGGAGAGUGAGCGGGAGUCUUUUAUAAAACAGGUUCAAGAGGUCAUUCAAAUGGCAGAUCAGAAAGGGAAAGCUCCAAAAAAUAGCCAACAGGUGAUCAAUAAUUUGGGCCAGCAAAUACCUGAACUUUCAACACCCAUUGUGCCUGGCAUGCCGCCUAGCAUGGCAGCACAAGUUGUACAUUCAGCAGGCCGGCGCUUCAUAGUUAGCCCAGUGCCUGAAGCACGACUUCGGGAACCAUUCUUUGGGCCUCCUUCUGCCAACACAUCAUUUGAAGACUCUGCACCAGUUCCUUUGUCUGAUCCCACAUCAUCCAACAAUGUUCAGCAGAACCAAGCCAACUUGGCCCCUAGUUCUACCCAGAUUUCUGUGGUACCAGCCACACCUGGAGGCCUUGCCCCAGAGAGCUGUAAUCCUCCUACUUCUCAGUCUUUAUACCAGAGUCCUGUUUCAGCAGCCUCUACAACUCUGGCAGCUGUCACCACUCAAGGUUCCACUCCUCCAGCCGUCAGUCAGCAAACCAAAACAGGGAGGAUGUCUCCCUCCCCAGCCCCAGCUGAGUUAACACCCCAGCGUAGAUUAUCCCUUCCCAGCCCAAUUGCACCUUACCAGAGUCCCCAAACAGUUGUGGGUCAGCAGGCUGAGAGCAAUAGCUUGAUAAUCCCAACUAGUGGUGACCAAACUGUAGCCUCAAUCCAGCAGGUGCAAGUUGCCCCCUCCUCUGUCCCCGCAGUGCAGCCACCUGCGAUGGGAGAGGGUGAAAGUGAUUCCCAAGGGAAGCCACCUGGUAUUGAGGACAUUCAUGCAUUGGACCAAAAGCUGCGUUCCCUUUUCAAGGACACCUCACAGAGCUCCUCCACUUAUCCUGAUGGAUCUGGAGAGUCAGCUCCCACUUCUUCACCACCCAACACUAUCAGCACAAAUGCUCCUGGCUUAGUCUCUGUGCCACCUUCUAGUUUGUCUCUCAGCUCAAGCGGACACUUUGCACCUGGUGCUUUUGCUUCUGUUGGCCAGGCAGGAACACCUACAAGCUAUGCUCAGACACCAUCUUCAGAGCCUUCCCCACAAAGGCAACAGUCCUCUGUGGCUGUAAAUCAACCAGAUGGACAAACCAACGCUGAGGAAAAGCAGUCAGCAACAUCACCACCAGACAAAGGUUUCAGACUUGGCCGAUUUCAGGUUUCUGUGGCCAGUGAUCAGGACCCAGUCAGUGCUGCUCCAGAUCCAGCAGUCGUAAACUCUUCUUCCUCCAUCACCCCCUCUUCGACGACAUCAUCAUCCUCCUCCUCAACGUCAUCAAUCUCUAGCCCGGAGAACACUGUUCAUAAAUCUCAAACCUUGCCCAGGGCCAGCCCUAAUUCCAUCCCAGCUACCACUACAGUCGGCCGUUUUCAGGUGACCUCUAGCACUGACAUUGAUGUGGGCCGCAUCUCAGUGACUCCAGCAGAAGAGAGCAUAUCCUCUGUAAACUCUGCUGAUGUACUGGAAACCAGUCAAGAGUCUAAGAUGACUCCUUCAAGCAUGUCUAUUACCAGUCACUACCUCAGCAGUGAUAACGACUCCGAACCAGAGGAUGAGGGCUUGAAAAGAGAGAUGAACAGGCUGAGGGAGAGGCAUAUGGCUGAGAUCCAGAAAUUACAGAAUAAACAGAAAAAAGAGAUUGAAGAACUGUUUAGAAGUCUGGGCAAAACCCCGCCCUCUGUGGUGGUCCCUUCAACUGUAGCCAUAGCAGGAGGCAGGCGGAGACCCACUAAGAGCAAGGGGAAUAAAUCAAACCGUAGUGGCACUCAGGCCAGUUCUCUUCAACAAGGGAACAAACAAUCUGCACAGAGUGGUCAAAAUUCAGUCAACCCGUCAGCUGGGAAAGUUUCAACAGUAUUAAGCUCAAAUGCUCAAACACAAGGAACAACAAGUCCAGAAAGGGCAGAGAAUGGACAGAACCACGACCAGGACCAAGCACCUGCUACUAAUCUGCCACGCAAAGGCACAUUUACAGAUGACCUCCAUCAGCUGGUUGAUAACUGGGCCAGGGAUGCCAAGAACAAGAUGCCACAGAUUAAAAAAGGCUCCAAGAAGAAUGCACAAACCCAUGCCAUGAUGCCACGUAAAUACUCUGCGCCAGGUCAACUUUGCUCCAUGGGUGGCCACAUGCCAGCCACCAUGAACCCCUCAACAGGACGCAAGGGUUCACUGUGUCUGAGCAAUCCACAAUUUGGCUAUCCCUGCCCUGCAUACAGCAUGCCACAGUGGACUCAGGUGGGCCCACUGGCAUCUGCAGCUCCCACUGCAGGGCUACAGCAGGGCUUUCUCAUUCCCUCAGGAGCCCAAAAUUCUGGAAACAGGACCACUCAGGCAAGCUGAAACAGCUGUGGAGGGGUUGGGAUAAGAAAGUGAAGGGACAGGCUUUGCCUCAUGAUGUUGAGAUUUUAGGGUGGUUUUCAAGGGGCUAGUCCUUGGACAUCCCCUAACAGUGGCACAUUCAUUUAACAGUUUACAAGAGGUCUGUAUUAUGUGACUGUUCAUUGGAAUCCAACCAAACCUGCUGUUUAAAGGCAGUGUCGAUAGAAACGUUGGAAUGAGAUUUUUGGCCGAAUAGAUGAUUGUGUACAUUUAGACAACGAGGGAUGAAAGUAUUAGACUGGUUUAUGUUCUUGUUUUGGUUAAAUAUCAGAAAUAUAGCCUUAUAUCUUGCAGUAUGGAUCUUUAUUGUAAUAAAAUAAAAGUCAGCGGUGUAACCAGUGAACUACAGUGGGACCAGUGCUGCAAAAUAAAUCCAGCGAGGCAUCUGCUGUUUACCCUAAUACAAAAGAGAUACAUACUAGUAAGGGAAUGGAUAGACAGAGAGGGAAAGAUGACUAUGCUACCAACACAAGUUUAAACAGGUGCUGACAAUGUGUAUCCUACAUGUAUGAGUUUAGAAAGAUGGGAAGAUUGAUAAGAAGGUAGGGAUGCUGGAAUAACAAAUUGAUGUUCACUGGGAAACUGCAUUUUAGAGAAAUGUAUGGCUUCAUUACUCUGUAAUAGACCUUAUUCACGUUAGCACCAUCUUUGAUUUUUAAUGGGAAUGACAACGAGGCUGUGAAGGAUAGACUUACCAUCUCUUCAAUGGGAUCUACUGCAGUUUAAAGUGUUUUUGGAUCAUUCCGUGGACAAAACAUUGAUAAAAUAUCUGUCCAAGAACAUUCAGUAUACAAAGAACUCCAAACAGCAUGGGUUGUGGAAAAUCAGAUGUGAUCUAGGAGCUUUAUACUGUUCGUGCCAUUGAAGAGAUGGUAAGUCUAUCCCUCACAGCCUAGAUGUCAUUCCCAUUUAAAAUCAAAGAUGGCGCUAACGUGAAUACGGUCUAUUAUGGAAAGUAUUGGGGGUCUUCUCUUUACUCUAAAAUGUACUUUUCAAAAGAAGUUGGAGUAGAAUGGACAAAGAUUUGCAGUUGAGGAAGGUUAAAGCAGGGUUUUAUAGCUCUUCAUACUUAAACAUAUUUCAUAGCUUUGUUCAUUUGUGACUUUUUAUAUCAUUUAUGAAAAAAAAAAAAAAAAAUACUGUGUAUCUAAUAUAAACAGUCACCACUUAAUCCUGUCCCCACCAUUAUUUUUGUAUCUAGGUGGAUGGAGAGCUUAAUUUGGUUAUGGGAGGGCAUCCUUUCAGCCUCUGUUAAUGAAGCAUAUUUCAUCAAAUCACAAUGUUGUUGUCACUUUGAAUGAAGCUAGCCUUAAUCCACAGGAUUAUGUCUUCCCAUCUGACAAAAGUUCAUAGCCCAUGCAAACCUCUGGAGGUGAAUGAAAUAUGAAUUGCAUUCACUUGAUUUUGGCCACUAACUAAAAUAGGAUACAUGUUCUCACAUUUUAUCCAUGGAAAAAGUGUUGUUUAAUAUUUAAAGAUUCAACAUGGUGCAUUUUCAGCUGCAGCAAGAAAGGAAGUACAGUGUUAAGCUACAGCACCAAUUUGUCUUCAUAUUACUCCCCCAAAAUAAUUUUUAUUAAGCCACAAAUUGAGUGCCAAUUGUUUGCAGAAGUGAUUUCCUCUCACCUCUGAAAUGAGCCACUUGACUUCUCUAGAGAAGGAAAUUGUUACUGCAAUGCAGAAUAUGCACCGUUUAAAGGUUUAACAGACUGAGGAGGUUUACUUGUUUCUUUUGAUACUUGAGUGCACAAAUCUGUCUGUCUGUAAAUCCUCUUUAAUUGACCAAAACCACAUUAAUUAAAACUUUUAAAAUACCACUAAUAAUCACAAGCACACACUCCAGUUGUCAGUCACAUUACUAUUUCUGAAAACUGCAUGUUUUCACAACCUAACUCACACCUGUUCCUGUAGACAAACAGCAUUACAUUUAUGUGGUCAAGCGAGAGGAAAAAAGAAAAAUUGCUGCUGAUAAUGUGUUUGUCAAUUAUUUUCAGCCAGAGUCUUUUUGGUGACUAUGGUUUUAUCAGUCUUGUUAAAAAAAAAAAAAAAAAAUUAUAUAUUUAAAAGGCUUAAUAAAACAUUUUUGACUUUA